AUGUUUAUUCUCUCGGACGUGUAUCGCCUGUUGGUGGGUAUUGGAGACCGUGUUCUGUCACCGUCAAUGAAACAGCUUGUCAAAUGGGAACAUCCAGCCGGUCCAAAGUAUGUUCACUUUUGGUCUCCUGUCAUGAAGAGUUCGUUAGUCGUCGCUGGUCUCGGUGAUCUGAUGCGUCCGGCUGAUAAACUUUCGUUAAAUCAAUCGAUUUCACUUGCUGCAACUGGAUUGAUCUGGUCACGAUAUUGUAUGGUAAUCAUACCAAAGAAUUACUUUCUUGGUCUGGUUAACUUUUGCCUCGGAUUAACUGGUCUUCAACAAAUCGCACGCAUUGCACACCACCGCUACACACAUCCUGAUCAAAUGUCUAUGAUACUGAGAAAAAAUCUAUUCAAAUUAAUCACGAGUAUUCAGAUAGAAUCCAUACGUCAUCAUCGUGUGAUUCCUAUGCCUGAUCCUAUGCCAUAUACAACAGCGAUCUGGAGGAAACGUUUUCCAUUCAGAAAUAAAACACAAUUCGAAGUCACACAUGAUGAAGUUUAUACGAAAGAUAUGCAAUUGAAAACUUUAGACGAACGACGGCAAGAGUUUGAUCCUCAACCAAUAAGAGUUGAUAAAGUGAACAUCGGAUUCUUGUAUCCCAUCAAUCCUGUUAGUAAUUCGGAAAAUCGUGAACGACUUCAACAUUAUGCUAAACAACGAGACCGAGCUGACCUUAAACGAUUGCAUUAUGAUGGCGCCUUGCGUGUUCCAUUGGAUGAAGUUCGAGAAGAUUGGUUGUCAAGUAGUUUAUUUUCGAAUAGUCUCUAUACGAUCGCGAAUCAUUACGGUCUGUUCGAUGAUCUGUUCAAACAUGGUUAUUUCUAUCCACGAAUACCAUUGAAUAUCAAUUAUCCAUAUGAGAAUGAGCAAGUUACACCGGUUUAUAGUGGUAAUCGAUUGUACGCAAAAGAUGCACGAGAAAAACCUCACGUGGAAUGGAAAUCUAGCGGAAAAAGCGAUGAAUUUUAUACAUUAGUUUUUACGAAUCCGGAUGGACAUUUGAAAGAGGAUGGUGCUGAAGUGCUUCAUUGGUUUGUAGGAAAUAUUCCCGGAAAUCAAAUCGAUCAGGGUGAAACUCUAUGUUCAUAUUUACCACCAUUUCCACCGAAUGGUAGUGGAUGGCACCGAUGCGUAUUUUUACUAUACAAACAUCGACGAGGACGAAUAAACUUUUCCGAAAUCUAUGGCUCAUUUCCAGGAAAUAGUGUUAGCCUCGAAAAACGUACUUUUCAUACAUAUGAUUUCUUCGAUAAAUUCUGUUCACAACUACGACCAAUCAGUUUAGCUUUCUUUCAAGUUGCCUGGGAUGCCAGUGUCAAAGAUAUCUUUCAUAAAACAUUAGGAAUGAAAGAACCUCGAUAUGAAUUCGACUUUGAACCACGAUAUGUCCCUCCACAACAAUUCAGUGUUGAAAUGGCUCCAUUUCACACUUAUCUCGAGCAAUAUCGCGAUCGAAAAGAUGUCAACGAAGAAGUUAUUAAGCACUAUCUAUCAAUGACAUGUCCAUUCAAUGGUUAUCCGAAUAUACCGAAGUAUCCAUUAGCUAUACCAAAUGAAAAAUGGGUCCCUGAUUGGUAUAAAUACGAAUUAGCGAAAUAUCACAAACGACAAGGAAAAUGGAAGAUGAUGCCGUUUUAG
Messenger RNA from Adineta ricciae, 1680 nucleotides. Lineage: Eukaryota; Metazoa; Rotifera; Eurotatoria; Adinetida; Adinetidae. The record is from the annotation of a GenBank genome assembly.